CUCUCUCUCUCUCUCUCUACUAUUUGGUACUAUACUUUAAAGCACUAUUGUACCAUUUACAUUAUAUUUAUUUUUUUGAACUAUCAACAAUUUAUAUUCUUGCUGGGUUUUCUUCAAGGUUAGAGGGCUUUGGAUUUGGAACAAGAAAAAUAAAAAUGAAAAUAAUCGGUUUAUUGCUUCUUGCUAUUCUUGCAGCGGUGUCUGCUGAUGAAGCUGCUUUCAUCGGUGUCAACAUCGGCACAUCACUCUCCGACAUGCCGAGCCCAACCCAAGUAGUCUCCCUCCUCAAGUCCCAGCAAAUCCGCCACGUCAGACUCUACGACUCCGACCGAGCAAUGCUCCUAGCCCUAGCCAACACCGGGAUCCGCGUCACCGUCUCCGUACCCAACGACCAGCUCCUCGCUAUCGGCCAAUCGAACCUCACCGCCGCCAACUGGGUCUCCCGCAACAUCCUCUCCCACUACCCCGCCACCAACAUCACCUCCAUCUCCGUCGGCACCGAGGUCCUCUCCACCCUCCCCAACGCCGCCCCGGUCCUCCUCCCCGCCAUGAAAUUCCUCCACUCCGCCCUCGUCGCCGCCAAUCUCCAAUCCCAGAUCAAACUCUCCACCCCACACUCCUCUUCCAUAAUACUCGACUCCUUCCCACCCUCCCAAGCCUUCUUCAACCGCACGUGGGACCCACUCAUGGUCCCGCUCCUCCAAUUCCUCCAAUCCACAAACUCCUUCCUCAUGCUCAACGUCUACCCUUACUACGACUACAUGCAAUCCAACGGCGUAAUCCCGUUGGACUACGCUCUAUUCCGCCCCCUGCCGCCGAACAAAGAAGCAGUCGACCCGAACACCCUCCUCCACUACACGAACGUGUUCGACGCAAUAGUCGACGCCGCCUAUUUCGCAAUGUCGUACUUAAACUUCACCAACAUACCAAUCCAAGUCACCGAAUCUGGUUGGCCGUCGAAGGGCGACUCGUCCGAGCCGGACGCCACGUCAGACAACGCAAACACUUACAACAGCAAUCUAAUACGGCAUGUUCUAAACAACACGGGGACCCCCAAACAUCCUGGGAUUGCUGUAAGUACGUACAUAUACGAGCUGUACAACGAGGAUCUUAGGCCGGGCCCGGUUUCCGAGAAGAACUGGGGGCUGUUUGACUCGAACGGCGUGCCGGUUUACACGCUGCACUUGACGGGGUCGGGCACCGUGCUGGCGAACGAUACGACGAACCAGACGUAUUGCGUUGCGAGGGAAGGUGCCGAUAGGAAGAUGCUGCAGGCUGCGUUGGAUUGGGCUUGUGGGCCCGGGAAAGUGGACUGUUCGUCACUUUUGCAGGGGCAGGCGUGCUAUGAGCCCGAUACCGUGGUGUCGCAUGCUUCGUAUGCGUUUGAUGCUUAUUAUCGUAGGAUGGGUAUGGCGGAUGGGACUUGCGAUUUCAAUGGAGUCGCUACUAUUACCACUACCGAUCAGAGUCAUGGAUCGUGCAUUUUUCCUGGGAGUGGUGGAAGAAACGGCACCUUUACGAAUAGCACAUCUCUUGCUCCCUCGACGAACUCAACGGUAUCUGGCUGCGGUUCUGAAUUUUCGCGCCUUGAAGAUUUACGUUACGUACUAUUUGGUCUUUUACUCUGGAGUGGUGUAUUUUUGUAAAGAUGUUGGCUUUCUUGGUGAUGAAAGUGUGUCGAAAUGAAUAAUCGACUAGCAAUAUUUUGUUUUGUUGUGCAUUGACAAGUUGAGCGUACCCAAUUUUGUUGAAUUCGUUCGAGGAGAGUAUAGCCGUAUGGGUGGGCGCGGUGGCCUUUUGAGAUGUAAGAGUAAGUUUAGUUUAAGUGAGAGCAGCUGAUUCAUUGAAUUGUACAAACAGAACCCUUUGAUGAUUUUAAAUUUUAAUUGAUUAGUGUAAUUAUUUUUUGAAGA
Messenger RNA from Erythranthe guttata (spotted monkey flower), 1913 nucleotides. NCBI's taxonomy places the organism in Eukaryota, Viridiplantae, Streptophyta, Magnoliopsida, Lamiales, Phrymaceae. The record is from RefSeq and is a predicted model, not a curated record.